Molecule: messenger RNA, 1647 nt
Organism: Diatraea saccharalis (sugarcane borer)
Lineage: Eukaryota; Metazoa; Arthropoda; Insecta; Lepidoptera; Crambidae
Source: the annotation of a GenBank genome assembly
AUGUGUCGCCGCAGUAAGAUAAUUGAGUUGGCUUUAGCUAAAAGUGAAAUAACUAACAGCAAUGCUGAGGAAAACACAACAAGUCACAAUGACAGAGUCGUUCCGGUGAAUGAACAAUUAAUGUUGAACAUGCCACCAGUUUUUGUAGAAACAGGUGAUGAGUUGUUAAAUUUUAAAUAUAACCUCCGACAACGUACUCCGGUGAAAAUACAGAACAAUCUCUCAAUAUUUAAUGGAACAGAAGAGGUUUACUCACCAGUAGUUUCGGAAUACCUACCGCCUAUAGAAAACGGCUCUUCAGUUUUAACACCAGAUGCUGAUACAGAAUCAUUAAAAGAGCAAGAUAUAGAAAAUUAUAAAAAUCACGAAAUCGAGGAUGCUUUGCAGGAAACAGGUUCUAUUUCCGACGACAAGCGAGGUCGCAAUGGUACACGAAAAAAUGCGAUACCGGACCAGGUAAAAGAAUCCAUCCGGUACCACAUUUCACAAAUGCCAUUGGUAGAUUCGCAUUACGUGAGGAGCAGGACAUCUAAAAAGUAUCUCGAUGAGCAAUUGAGUUUACCAUUACUUUAUAAACUUUAUUUAGAAUGGAUGAAUAAUAACUAUUUCGGUCAAGUGGUAGCUACUUUGAGGCAAUAUAGAAAGAUAUUUAUGACUGAUUUCAACAUAGAUUUUAAUAAACCGAAAAAAGAUCAAUGCACCCGAUGUGAUAUAUUUAAAAACGCAUCUGAAACAGAAAAAACAAAUUUAAAAUAUAAAAAAACAUUACAUAUUGCUAAUAAACAUGUUGUGAGGGCAUUGAAGGAUUUUGAUAAACGCCGGGCUGAACAAUCGGAUACUGUUGUAGCCGCUUGUUACGAUUUGCAAAAAGUAUUGAAUACCCCACAAUCAGAAGUAUCACUUUUUUAUUACAAAAGAAAACUAGCUACCUACAAUUUCACCAUAUUUGAUAUGGGCAAACGUAAGGGGUAUUGUUACGUAUGGGACGAGACUAUCGGACGUAAAGGUUCUAACGAAAUAAGUAGUUGUGUAUUUGAUUUCAUAAAGACCAAGGUUGAGGAAGGGUACAAGGAGUUCAAUUUUUAUUCUGAUAGUUGCGGCGGUCAGAAUAAAAACAGGACAGUUUUUGCAAUGUAUGCAUAUGCUACUAAAAUAUUCAACAUUAAUAUACAUCAUCACUUUUUUGAAGUUGGCCAUUCCCAGUCAGAGAGUGAUGCUAUGCAUGCACUUAAAGAGCGCCGAAAGAAAAACAAAAUUAUUUACAUUCCUCAGCAAUGGGUGACAUUAAUCAGAUGCGCCAAAUCCAAUGGCGAACUUUAUGAGGUCCAAGAAGUAAGCCAAAGCAUGAUAUUAGAUAUGAAACAGCUAUUGUCUUAUUAUAAUAACUGGGAUCAAGACCUAAAUUAUACAAAAGUCUCUUGGAGUAAAAUAAUGCAUAUACAUUUUAGUCGUGAUUUACCGCAUAUUAUUAAAUUUCAAGAUGAUUCGCUAAGUGAUUAUGAAAUGACUAUAGAUUUGCUGCAGCAGAAAACUGUUGCGCUUCGAGCAUCAAAACGAAGAUGUAUUAAAGAGAUUCAAAGUGAUUGCAUAAAAGAAUUGCCUAAGACUAUUGCAAAGGCUUAUAGUGCACCUCUGCCUCAUCUUUAA